AUGCUGCAAGCAUCUUUCACUCCUUCACCCAAACCAGAGUCAUUGACUGCGAAUCGACAAUCACCUGCUGCUGCUUGGAUACAACGAUUGAACGCACCGAGAUCAACGAGUUAUGAUGGAGGUAUUGACAUUGGAUUGUCUGAAGAAGGGAUUGCAGCCUUAGGCUAUGGAGUUGAUCAGAAUGGAGCAGGGCCUUCCAGUAAUUCAGACUUGAGAAGAGCGACCAGUCUCAGAACGGCAGGAGUCUUCGGUGGUAGAGAACCUGUCAGUUUCGGUAUUGCAGCUUCGAAUCUUACUUCAACUUCUCCUCAAGUUUUCUCACCACCAUUAGCAUCAAGACAUCCAUUAUUUUCCCACCAUGCUGUACAAGCUCCAGCUUCAACCGGUGGUAUACCUUCGGCGCAUUCAUCAGAAAUAGCUCCUUCUUCUCCAGCUUUCAUGUCUGAUCCUGGACCUUCCGGACCUCCCUCACCUUCCCCUUCGGACUUAUCGUCCAGUGCAUUCUCUCCUGCAUCAGCUUUCCUGUCUCAUUUCUCAUCGUCAAUGUCCCUCCGUCCACCCCAGAACCUCGCACCGGACGCUCAGGGAGCAAGAGUAUCAGAUUAUACUUUGGGUAAAGUUAUAGGAAGAGGUGGAUUCUCUACUGUACGCAAAGCUACUCAUAUCACCACGGGCGAGGUGUUAGCCUGUAAGAUUGUUAAACGGGAUGAUCUAUCAGACAGAUCUGGAUCUCUGGAGAAAUUCGAAGAUGAAAUCAGGAUUUGGCAAACUUUACCUCGACAUCCGAGUCUACUCCCUCUGACUGAAAUGCAUAGAACACCCUUUGCAACCUUUCUCUUCACGCCAUAUAUGCCUGGUGGAUCUUUAUUAGAUGUCCUACAGAGAGAAGGUGGAUCAGACAAAACGGCUCGAAAAUGGUUUCCCGGUGUGGUAGCGGCAGUCCAAGUCCUACAUGAAGGGUAUAACGGAUUUGAAGGAGGUAUCUUACAUGGAGAUUUGAAAUUAGAUAACUUCUUGGUGGAUCACUCGGGGAAUGUUAUGGUGGCGGAUUUUUACAUGGCACAGAAGAUCGAAGGUAACUUAGCGGUACCAACUAUCCCACCACCACUGGCACCUGGCCUCAGUCCUAUGGGAAGACAUUCCACUUUGCCGUCUGGAUAUCAUAGAGGACCGAGAAUGCCAUCACCUCUUCCAUCAUCGAGAGCACAUCAUCGUCCAAACGAACACGCUUUGUCUGAAAGUAUUACUCCUCAUCCCACGCAGCCGUUCCCAUCAGCCUCCCUGCCCUAUGCUCCACCUGAAUUACUCUGCGCUCCCCCAGCCGGACCUUCCCUUGCUCAAGAUAUCUGGGCAUUGGGUAUCAUUCUGCACGCUCUGCUCACAGGUCGAUUACCCUUUGUCGACGCCUUCGAUCCUAGAUUACAAAUGAAGAUCCUCAGGGGGUCAUGGGAAGAACCCCCUUUUUUGGGAAGAGAAUGGUCUGAAUGUCUACAUGGUUGUUUAGAUGGAAACAAGGAGACACGCUGGACCGUCAAGAGAGUGAAAGAUAGUGAUGCCAUAUCAGGUUGGGCGGAAGUCAAAUCGAGAAGCAAAUCAAGGAGUCGCUCGAGAGCGAGAAUGAAUAUCGGAGAAAGUCUUUUCGACCCAUUACGGCGAGAUGGAAAUGCUCAACCUUUAUCUAUCAGUGGAUCACCGUUUGGUAGAGGUCGUACCAGAAAACAUUCGUCUGCCUCGUCAGGUUCUGCUUCGAGAGAUCGACUAUAUAAUCAUGCCAAACCCUUCCUCAAUGAAGAUCGACAUGAUAUUUUCAUUUCCAAUCCGGCUAAUCUACCUGAAAGAGCGAACAAUCCAAGAGAUCCCAGAUCCAGAUCUGCAAGUGCGUCGAGGUCCAGAAGCAGUGGGCAUCGACCAAUGUUCACUUUAGAUGCACCUGACUUAGUCAAGUCAUUAGAAGCUGUAGACACCAUUCGAGGAAGAACGACUCGACGAGGUGAAUCUAAUAGUAAUAACUUCUUUCAAAAUGGAAACAUCUCGGGAUUACCAUAUACCAGACAAUCUGGUGAAAUAGCUAUAACAGGAUUACCUAUACCCGGAUAUUCGAAAUCCAGAUCACAAUCACAUAGUAGAUCUAGGUUACAACCCCAGUCAGCACCUUCUUUCCCAACACCUUUUGGCUCAUUGUCAGCCACACAUUCUCACAUCCCUAUUCCCAUAGCUAUUCCAGCUUCACCUUCAUCGAGGGAUCUAUCAACUUCUCGAUCAUCACGAUCAAGCCACUCGCCAUCUGUAAACAGGGGAGGAAGAAGUACAAGUAGAACGAGGGAUUCUCCAGUUUGGGAAACUCAAAGUCAUCAGUUGCAGCAACAACACGAACGGUACUCGUAUGGAAGAGAGUUGGAUAUGGUUCACGAAGAAAAGGGCAGAAUAAUCCAUCAAGAAGAAAGAGGUAGAUCAGGUAGAAGUAGAUCUAGAGGAAGAUCGACGAGAGGUCAAUCUUGA
Molecule: messenger RNA, 2499 nt
Organism: Kwoniella shivajii
Lineage: Eukaryota; Fungi; Basidiomycota; Tremellomycetes; Tremellales; Cryptococcaceae
Exons: 1
Coding region: 1-2499 (832 amino acids)
Biological process (GO): intracellular signal transduction; protein phosphorylation
Cellular component (GO): cytoplasm
Molecular function (GO): ATP binding; protein serine/threonine kinase activity
Source: RefSeq, a predicted model, not a curated record